This is a messenger RNA of Mercenaria mercenaria, 2496 nucleotides long. RefSeq names its product zinc finger CCHC domain-containing protein 2-like. Gene Ontology annotation, molecular function: nucleic acid binding; phosphatidylinositol binding; zinc ion binding. Bases 112 to 2496 code for a protein of 794 amino acids. The record is from RefSeq and is a predicted model, not a curated record. Lineage: Eukaryota; Metazoa; Mollusca; Bivalvia; Venerida; Veneridae. The transcript is spliced from 11 exons.
UUCAGUCGGUUCCUGUAAACUUCUGAAUGGAAAAUUAUUUCGAGGUCAAAACAUGAAUUUUAACCUGUUUUAACCCAAUUGUCAGUGCUUUUAUCACUCAAUUUUUUUAAAAUGGUGUGUAAAGAAGAUCUUUGUACGUGGUUCAAAAACCUGAGUCCACACAAAAGGAUAGAUUAUAUGUGCGGAAUGUUACAAAUGUGUCUCCCUAUGGAACUACGAUUCAUAGGGUCAUAUGUUGAAGACUUAGCAAGGAAAGAUUUCCACCAAUUGAGGGAAUCUGAGGGCAAAGCAAACAAUCGUCAUGAACUGUCAAAAUUUAAUGAAACAGAUGGCAGAGUGUUUAGAACUAAAAUGGCAGUGUACCUUGCUCUCAUGCAUUCGUCAAACAGAACCUGUUCCAACAUUAUAUUCAGAUUGUUGGAAAAACAUGUUCGAGAGGCCUUAACUGUGAUAGACACUAUGGAUGUAAUAACUGUACACAAUAUUCUUCUGGUUUUAUCAAUGGCAAUGAAUCAUCCAGCAUUUACUUUCCACCAAAAAUCGAGAAUGUACGAGUAUUACAGAGAAGCUAAUGAAGCAGCUGAAAGGAUUCUAAAUAAGACUCUACCAGAGCAAGAGCUGUUGAUCUUAUCCGAAUCUUGUGACAUGCGGUCAUGUGACCAGCGGUUAUCACCAAUGUGUUCUCCACGAGUACCUCAGAUGCAUUUAUUACCUAGUCCAGUAGCACCUUUAUCCUCACAGUAUAUACAUAGUCCAGCAACACAAGAUAAAGUGUAUGUGUGUGAAAUAAAUGUGAAAAGUUCAAGACAGAGAGACAAAGAAAAGAACACUAUAGAAUAUAUCAUUCAGGUGACCUGGUCAAAUGGUGAGAAAAAGAAUGUGUUCAAAACAUAUCAGGAAUUGGUUGAGUUUCAUAAAAAGUUAGUGAAGACAUUUGAAAAGGAUAUACUGUCUCAUCAAGAAGCAUUCAAACUGCCGUCUCUAAAAGGGAUGCAGAACCAUAGGAAAGAGAACAGAGAACUUUUGAGUCAAUAUGCGUCGUCCUUGUCGGACUUGCCGGAGCACAUACAACAGAGCAACUUCUUCACAUCGUUUUUCGAGAACACGAUACAGAGGCCCGUCAAGAUGACCGAUGCAUGUACUAGUCCCCGCCCGUCUGUAUUAGCCGAUGUCCCAGUAGUGCAGCGAUUACCCAACUCAGGAGAUGAAGACCGUGAUAGACCGCCAUAUUUGGGUAAACCCCGCUCAAAACUUAUACACCUCAUAUCUUCAAUCCCCAGCAAGGGGGACAUGAACAAAAAACCUGGCCAGUAUAGAGGAAAUGUCAGAGUUAAAGGACAUUCUGCCCCUAACUCAGCUAGAUCAGCUCGUCCGGAGAGAAUGAUCGAUUCUAAACAAGACACAUACUCUAAUAAUGGCACUCCUCCACUCCCAACAGAGAAAAGUGACUCUAAUGUUAAUAAUGCUGGAAGUAAUGGGAGUAGCGGGUACACCUCGGAUCCUACAUCAACACGACCUUUGAUGCGGACAUACAAAGCUCAGCCAGCACACACCAAUAACAUACAGUCACAUUCUAAAGUUAUCAACAUGCCUGAAAAUAACUUUAAAGGUGGUGCACAACCUUUUGUGCAAAUAAUGGCUCCUCAACACUUGAGAGAUAUGACCUUGAACUCGACCUCUGGACAUCCAGGUUACACCAUGUCUCCAGCUGAUAUAGGUCAUAGGUCAAUGAUAUAUUUUCCACAGGGAACAUCCAGUUGUUUGGCAAGAUCUCAUUUCAACCCAGUAAUGUGGGCUGGUUUCCCGGCCCAUUUUCCAUCCUGCACUGCAGUAAACCAGUCAAUAUUCCUGCUCAACCUACAGUUAUUAAUGGGAAUGCCCAGAGGAAAAUCUCCAAAUGUACUACUAAAUAGUGUAGAUAACCAGGUGCAGACUUCAGAUACCAGCACGCAUAGGUGUCCUGCUACACAGACUGUAGUGAGCUCUGCUUCAUCCAGUAACUCAACGGCUACCUAUACAAGUAGUGGCCAAACUGUGACAACAAAUCGCCCUGCAUCAUGUUCUAAUUGUGGUUGCCCCGGACAUAGAGAGGGAUCAAUUCCUAAUAAUAUAUUCUUGCCUCCAAUGCAAACCAAUAUGUGGCCAACGCCUUACCCAAAUGGCCUCGUACCAAUGCAUAUGCAAAUGCCACAUCUCUAUCAUCAUCAUAUGCCCUAUCAUCCAAAUGGACUCAACCAAGAGCUGUAUAAUCCUACUGUGUAUGGAAUGUCUCAUUCAAACAGUCAAGGGAUGGCUGGUAUUUCAAAUGUGAUAUAUAAUAGUUUUAAUAAUCACCAGCCAUCGAGUGGUGGAUAUAAUCAAAAGAAGCCAAGGAAAAUAAACUGUCACAAUUGCGGCUCAUCAAAACACACUGCAGGAGACUGUCCCGAGGUCUCCAUGGAAGCCAUGUCAGGCCAUCCAAUUUAUUCGUACAAACCAAAAAACGAGUCUGAUUGA